AUGGUGAUGAAGGGUAGUGCUGUGUGCCUUGUGGCACUGGCCUUGCUUGGCAGCUUAUGUGAUGCUCAGUGGGGAGAAGCUGUUCACAAGCCCUCAAAACCUCAAUACCCGAAGCCAGCACCACCUGUGAGACAGGAGCCCAGCAAACAGUUGCCUCAAGAGCCCCAACAGUCAAAGCAGGCAUUUGAGAAACCUCUCACGUGGACAUACCCUGAGGACCCCAAGCCUGAGCCCCAGCCUGAGGUGCCUUUUGAGCUGAGGCAUCCUGUUCCUGCUGCAACUGUUGCUGUUGAGUGCAGAGAGAAGGAUGCUCAUGUGGAAGUCAAGAAGGACUUGUUUGGAAUUGGUCAGUUCAUCAAUCCUGCUGACCUUACCCUGGGAGCCUGCGGCGCUAUUGCAGAGGACACUGCUGCUCAAGUUUUGAUUUUUGAAGCUGAACUUCAUGAUUGUGGCAGCACAUUAGCAAUGACAGAAGAUGCUCUCAUCUACACCUUCACUCUGAACUAUAAUCCCCAACCUCUGGGUGGUGCUCCUGUGGUGAGGACUAGCAAAGCUGCUGUAAUUGUCGAAUGCCACUACCCAAGGAAGCACAAUGUGAGCAGCCUUCCUCUUGACCCACUCUGGAUCCCAUUCUCUGCGGUAAAGGUGGCAGAGGAGUUCUUGUACUUCACCUUGAAACUCAUGACUGAUGACUGGCAAUAUGAGAGGCCAAGCUACCAGUAUUUCCUGGGAGACAUCAUCAAUAUUGAGGCUAUCGUCAAGCAGUACUUCCACGUACCCCUCCGUGUUUAUGUGGACAACUGUGUAGCUACUCUUUCACCUGAAGUGUCCUCCAGCCCGAGAUAUGCUUUCAUUGAGAACCAUGGGUGUUUGGUUGAUGCCAGGAUCACAGGCUCUGCCUCAAAGUUUAUGCCUCGCAGUGCAGAGAACAAGCUUCAGUUCCAGUUGGAGGCCUUCAGGUUCCAGGGUGCUGACAGUGGACUGCUCUACAUUACCUGCCACUUGAAAGCAACAUCUGCUGCCUAUGCCAUCGAUAGUGAACAUAGAGCUUGUUCUUACAUCAGUGGUUGGAAGGAGGCCAGUGGCGCUGAUGCAGCUUGUGGCUCAUGUGAGUCUGGUGGAUUCAGCUCCUCUAGCACUUCAACUGGUGUAAUUGCGGCUGCUGCAUCAACUUCUUCCUGGGGAACUGCUGGUGGAUCAGCCACUCUGUCUACUCCUGGAAGGAAAAUUCGUGAUGUGACACAAACUGAAAUUUUCGAAUGGGAAGGUCAUGUCACCCUGGGUCCCAUCCCCAUAGAAGAGAAGUUGAUUGCUUAACUCAGUUCCCUGCCAUGGCAAUGGACAUCAAAAUAAA
Toxotes jaculatrix (banded archerfish) is the source of this 1354-nucleotide messenger RNA. Its product is annotated as zona pellucida sperm-binding protein 3-like. Gene Ontology annotation, biological process: positive regulation of acrosome reaction; binding of sperm to zona pellucida; egg coat formation. Gene Ontology annotation, molecular function: acrosin binding. Bases 1 to 1317 code for a protein of 438 amino acids. NCBI's taxonomy places the organism in Eukaryota, Metazoa, Chordata, Actinopteri, Toxotidae. Gene Ontology annotation, cellular component: extracellular matrix. The record is from RefSeq and is a predicted model, not a curated record. The transcript has 8 exons.